AAUUUAUAUGGAUUAUCACUUUAUAGUGUAAAUUAAAACAUAACGUGCGCAUGCGAACGAAUUGAUUGACUAAUUUCAUUCGUAACUAUCUCAACGCGGAAAGCGCAUGUCAAACAAAUUCUUUAUCCAUCUAUCAAUUUAAAUCGAUUAUUUUAAAAAGAUGACACUUUCUGCAUUUCCUUUAUACGGAUAUGUUUGAGAACAUWCGUAAUAAUAAUAAGCAAAAAGUGUUACGACUAGUUUACGGUCAUCAACGAUCUAUUCUUUAGGUCCACAAUGUAAUUAAGAAACAUCAUUACUGUGUUGUAUACCGUAAAGACAGGAAAACAAAACUCAUUGUUAGAAAACCAGGACAAAUAUUUAAUCGAAAACUAGAAAGAACUAUCUUCUAGAUAAAUAAAUGUUCAUUAUUAUUAAGAGAUUAUUACAAUAAUAAAAACAUAUUAGACAUGAGUAAUAAUACAACAUCGAAACCAAAAAAUUUCUUUAGAAGAGGAAAAGUUGAAGAUGCAUUUCAUUUAUCUAAUCAAAUUCGAAAAAGAACAUCGAUUAAACGAAAUACUCAAGCUAAUAUCGAUUCUCGUCGUCGUAACUUGAUCAGGACACGUUAUUAUUUCACCAGUGAUCAUGAACAUUUAGGAGAAGCUAGAAACGUUAAUACUGAACAAUCACCAUUUGAAUUUCCAUCAUGUUCUCAUAUGUUUCCUUAUUUUCAAUUUUGGAAGGCUCAAAGACGUAAAACUAUUGAAGCUCGACGUAUAGCAAGUUAUAAAAAAUAUGAGAGUACUUUACAUACGCGCAGUGAUAUUUUUAGAAGAUUGCGAGUGGACGUGGCGGCGGAAAAAAAAGAAAAAAAGAAACACAAAGAAUUGAAAGAUGCAUUCGCGAUAACUGAUGUUAAUCCGGAAUACUUCAUCGAAACUACUGAACGUUUGUUAAAAGAAAAAUUUUCUCUUCAUCGAUACAUCAAUGAUCUUCGAGAAAUUUUAAGAACCAAAUUACUUGCUGGUGAACAACGUGAUCUUUGUAUUCAUAUAGAACAACAAUUCGAUGAGGAACGAAGAAGAUUAAACAAGAUCAAACGCCAAUAUCGCACAUACUUUAAUGGUUUUGAAGAUUUUUUAUCAAAGGAUCACGAAAAAAGUAUGAUUAUUUUAGAAGAAGCUGAAAAAGAAUUGAAAUUGACUUUGACGAUAAAUGAAAAGAGAACUUCUUUGAUGAAGGAAUAUGGUCAGAUUAGAUUAGACUUGUAUUAUUGGGAAGAACGUUGGAGAUUGGCAAAAACAUGUCAAAAAUUUCUAUUUCAAAUUUCACCAAUAUCAUGGAGAAAUGAAUAUGAUUGGAUUUAUCGUUCACGAUCAGGAGAAAGUAUAUUUUUAGCAACUACUGAUGACAUUUUUGGACGUUUUAAGAUGGCCGAAGAAACAGCGUCUCUUGAUUGUUUAUUAAGAAUGUUUGAAGAAGAUUUAAUGGGAGCAGGUCCUACUAAACUUUAUUUCGAGGAUCCUUUUGAUUUGUUACAUGUAUUUGAAGCAAUAGAGACACAGAAUUUAAAUGCUUUGAUACAUUUGGAAUCAUUGGUAGCACCUAUAGGUGAAAUGUUAAUAACGAUUGCAGAAGCUGAAGAUAGAAUGGAACAUGAGUUCGAUGAGAUUACUACUAGUAUUGAAGAAUUGGAAGAUUCGAUUCAUAAAACAGAGGAGAGAGCAACGAAUUUGCAAGAAUACGCUAAUUACCUUUUGCAAGGUGUAUUUCGUGAUUUGGUAUGUUCGGAAGAUGUUCUUUGUGUGUAUGUCUUGAUCGAAGAUGCAUAUGAAACUUGUAUAGCACCUAAUGAUGCUAAACUCAAUAGUUUCACUAUGAUGAAGCUGAUCGAAAAAACUCAUGAGGAACUCAAUUUAGAAUUAGAUACAUUACCUCAUGAAGUAGUUAGAAAAUGCGAGAGAGAGGGUUUUAAACAAGAAUAUAAAGCUAUCAAAGAAGCUGAAGAUGCUGCUAGAAAGUUCGAACUAAUGCAUCAAUUAUUAGACGCAUUAACUCGUAUCAUGCAGAUGCCCAUAAUAAGUAAACGACAAUUAAAGUGGCGUUCUACGCCAAUUUAUGAGAAAACGGAAAAGGUAGCUUCUUAUGUCGAACCAACGGAAGAAGAGAUCCAAUAUUUAACUUACUUUACAAAUUAUUGUAAACACGAAGACUUUACAAAAUAUCAAUCUAAAUUUCCCGAUGACUUUGAUCUAACAUUUCAGACCAAAGAACCACAAAUUUAUGAAACUGCUUCAGAUAUGGUAAUCAAUGAAACUAUAGAAUAAUGUUGAUAAGAAUUUAAUAAAUAUAAAGUGUAUAUGUAUUUUUUGUAAUCAAUUUACUAAUAUGAAAUUAUUUAAGUCAUCUAUACUAAAAAGACAUUCAUCAGACAUUUUUUUAUUUCAUGUAUGAAACUUCGUUUCUUCCGUUCAAUUCAUGGAUAAAUUACGAGAUAUACAUCGAUUUACACAAUUUCUUUUUCGUAAUAAAUAAUAAAUCACAAUCUUUUAUCAUUGUUAAACUGGAUUACCUACUGUCCACUUUCACCAUUUUGUUAAACUAAAAUCUAACCUAAAUGUACUUACAUA
Messenger RNA from Polistes dominula (European paper wasp), 2612 nucleotides. Its product is annotated as cilia- and flagella-associated protein 100. The record is from RefSeq and is a predicted model, not a curated record. NCBI's taxonomy places the organism in Eukaryota, Metazoa, Arthropoda, Insecta, Hymenoptera, Vespidae.